CGAGCCGCCGCCAGCGCAGCCGGGAUGCCGCGGGUGUACAUCGGCCGCCUGAGCUACCAGGCCCGCGAGCGCGAUGUGGAGCGCUUCUUUAAGGGCUACGGGAAGAUCCUGGAGGUGGAUCUGAAGAACGGUCUGUUAUGUUCUGAACCCACACAUGUUUUCGGAAGGACCAGAUGGCUGACACUGGCUAAUGGGAACCAAAAGACGAGUGAAAGUAACCUGAUUGUCACUUACCCCAGGCUUAGAGGUGCUUCACCCUGCCCCAAGAUCAAUUUAUUUUUUUCCUCUGGAGAUCUAUCCCACUGUAGAAAAAUAAACAAAAACACUUUAAUACAACCUGGCUUACCUGAGAUGAGAUUAUGGGUGAAGCAGCAACAUUUGUUGAAUAAGAAGAAUUGUACUCAGGAUUGUGGGAGAGAAGAAGGCAAUGUACCUUGUGGUUACAAACUUCGAUUUGAGAGACAGCUGGAGCUGGAUUUAAAUUCAGCUACACUGUUUUAAGAGCUUCUUGACACUGAGCAAAGUGGUUUAGCCUUUCCAAGCCUCAGCUUUCUUAUUUGUAAAAUGGGGAUAAUAGUAAUUAUACAUUCUUCACAUAUGAGAAAUGAAUGAAAUACUAUAAUUUUAUUUGUGCCAGGCAGCAUACAAUUAGCCUUUGUUAUUAUUAAAGAACUCAUAAUGAAAUGAGAAAAUAAACACAAUGAAGACUCAAAAGUUUACAAAACUCUGUCAUGUAGAAUAAAAAUGAAGGACUAGAGAAAGUGCUAAAAUGAUUGAAGUCAGGCAAGUUUCUGAGACUUCGUGAAAGAGAUGACUCAAGUAUAUUGAAGAUUGGUAUGAGUCACCUUGUUUAAUCAAGGCAUUCUGAAUUUAGAGAAUGUACAGAGGAGUCACUGGAGACCUCUGAGCAAAAGAACAUAGCAGCUGGCUUUCCCUACUAAAUGAAAACAGACACGUGGACACAAGUAGCUGUAUUCUAGAAUUAAUAGUUUUGAAGAAAGCCCUGAGCCCAGCAGAAUGAAAAAAAAGGUCUAGAACUGGGCAAUAGGGUGGGCACCCAAAGAGGAACAGUCAGGUGCUUUUAAGGUUGUUGCUAGUGAAUUAGGGGGUCCAGAAGAGAGAAAUCAUGAGGUAGGUUUUCUUCUUUGAAGGUGGGGAAAGCUCAAGUGCAGACUGAGCUGUGGCCAACGUUUGCAGACCAGGAAUCCACACUAGCUCUAAUCAGAGAGCUCUUGGUGUGCGGGAACUGCCAGUUUGCCGACGUGAAAAGAGCCCCAGACUGGGUACUGGUGAGCCCUGAAGUCGCACCCCAGCUCUGCCACUCAGUGAGCACGGCAACAUCCCUAAUCCUGACCAGCCAUGGAGAGGUUCGGUUCUUACAAGGAAAAUGAGUGAAUGUGGGAAUGGCUCACCACAUUGGGAAAACAAAACUCACAUCCUGCUGAUGGUUGGCUGAGGACUGUCAUGUCCACAUACAAAGAAAAGCAUGUGGCACAGUUUUAGGACAAAGAUAUGGUUUUGUGGAGUUUGAUGAUCUGCGUGAUGCAGAUGAUGCUGUUUAUGAACUGAAUGGCAAAGAUCUUUGUGGUGAGCGAGUAAUUGUUGAGCAUGCCCGAGGCCCACGUCGAGAUGGCAGUUACGGUUCUGGACGCAAUUUAACAAAGACCUCAGUGUUUUAAAUAAGAGAAUCCUUUGAGGCUAAGAUGACUGCCUGUUCCAUUUGCUGACCCUGGGUUACCUUUCCAUGCGUGGCUCUUUGAACCAUUGUGGCCCUUGGCUGACCAAAAACAGGAAGCCAUGUGACGACCGCAACCUUUUCCCAUUAGACCUGGGUGGUGGAUAUGGUUAUAGAAGAAGUGGCCGAGAUAAGUAUGGCCCUCCUACCCGCACAGAAUACAGACUUAUUGUGGAGAAUUUGUCGAGUCGAUGCAGCUGGCAAGACCUAAAGGACUACAUGCGUCAGGCAGGAGAAGUGACCUAUGCAGAUGCUCACAAGGGACGCAAAAAUGAAGGAGUGAUUGAAUUUGUGUCUUAUUCUGAUAUGAAAAGAGCUUUGGAAAAGUUAGACGGAACUGAAGUCAAUGGCAGAAAAAUCAGAUUAGUGGAAGACAAGCCGGGUUCUAGACGACGUCGGUCCUACUCCAGGAGCCGGAGUCAUUCAAGGUCUCGAUCUCGAAGUAGACAUUCUCGUAAGAGCAGAAGCCGAAGCGGCAGCAGCAAGAGCAGUCACUCUAAGAGUAGAUCCCGGUCCAGAUCUUCCCGGAGCAAGAGUCGGAGCCGCAGCCCCAGCCGCAGCCGGAGCAAGAAGGUGAAGAGCAGAAGCCCCAGCAAGGACAAGAGCCGCAGCCGCAGCCGCAGCGCAGACAAGGCCCGCGGCAAGGGGAAGGAGCCGGCCGAAGAGAAGGCCCAGAACAGCGACGACGUCGGCAAGCCCAAGAGCCGCAGUCCCAGCAGACUGAAGAGCAAGAGCAGGAGCAGGAGCAGGAGCCCGGAGCGGAGGGCGGAGGUGGAGAAACACGGGAGCAGGAGCAGGAGCAAGGAGAAGAGUCGGAGCGAGGAGAAGGGCCUCCGCAGGAGCAGGAGCCGAGGGGGGAGUAGGAGCAGGAGUCGCAGCAAAAGCAGGGACAAGAGGAAGGGGAGAAAGCGCAGUCGGGAGGAGAGCCGCAGCCGUAGCCGCAGCCGCAGCAAGAGCGAGAGGAGCAGGAAACGCAGCAGCAAGCGAGACAGCAAGUCGGGUGGCAGCAGCAGCAGCAGCAGCAAGAAAAAGAAGAAGGAAGACACUGACCGCUCCCGGUCCAGAUCCCAGUCCCGCUCUGUGUCCAAGGAGCGGGAACGUGCCAAGGCUGAGUCUGGCCCCAGGGAAGGCCGCGGGGAGAGUGAGGAUGCCGCCACUAAUCAGGAGGCCCGGUCCAGGUCCAGGUCCAGUUCCAAAUCAAAACCAAACCCUCCCUCAGAGUCACGCUCCAGAUCAAAGUCUGCUUCAAAAACCCAGUCUCGGUCCAAGUCGAGAUCCAGAUCUGCAUCCAGAUCCCCCUCCCGGUCGAGAUCCAGGUCCCACUCGAGGUCCUAACUGGCUAUGACCGCAGCUGGAACUACCCGAGAAGUCUUUUGUACAUGUUUGGUAGCCGUAGCACAAGUGAUUGAAGUAGAACAAACGUCACUGCUGUACAUUUUUAACUCCCCUAAUGGUGUGUCUACAAUUGUUAAAUCUAAGUGCUUCCUCUUCGUUAAGCCUCCUGGCACCAGGCCUGCCUGCCCGACUGAAAACAAUCUUGUCUGAAAACCCCCUUUACUCAUGGCCCACAGUAGAAUAUCCAAAAUGUCUGGGCUUUCAAGCCUGGCCUUUCCUGAAGGGAGCGCCAGUCCUGGCCAGCUUUAAGGCUGGAAUGAUGACAUAGGUAGGUAUGGUGAGUUCAGCCAUUUUUGCCCUUGAAUUGUUCCCCUUUGAUGUAUGCCAUUUAGUAAAAGUGCUAAGUCCUAAAUUUCCAACCAAUUUGGUUUCAUAUUUUGGGACUUAACAAAGUUGUGAAUAGCACAGUCUAGGACAAAUUAUACCUGCAGUAACUCUUAGGAAAUAAACUGUAGAGUUCCAUAUUCUGGUAUGGUAUUGUGAUUAUAUUGUUUUAUAUUUAAAAUAAAAAAGAAAAGAUUUUUUUUAAUUUUAUUUUUCCCCGUCUUGCAGAAGUAUAGUGACCCCUGUUUCCAUUAAAUUUGAAUAAAGACUAUUUUUGCUUGACAAGA
Molecule: messenger RNA, 3741 nt
Organism: Sorex araneus (European shrew)
Lineage: Eukaryota; Metazoa; Chordata; Mammalia; Eulipotyphla; Soricidae
Gene: SRSF4
Product: serine and arginine rich splicing factor 4
Exons: 9
Coding region: 1745-3070 (441 amino acids)
Biological process (GO): mRNA splice site recognition; alternative mRNA splicing, via spliceosome
Cellular component (GO): nucleus; ribonucleoprotein complex; cytoplasm
Molecular function (GO): mRNA binding
Source: RefSeq, a predicted model, not a curated record